UAUUAUGAACAGUUGUUUGUUCGUUCGAAUUCAAACGAUCGUUUUUGUUUUUUUAAUACACAUCUGAUUUGUUUUACUUGUUGUUGUUGUUUGUUAAAUGUAUUUAAAAUAUUUAUACGGGCUGCGCGUUUUGUACAAUCGUUUCGCUUCUUGUCGUUAAUAAAACUUUUAAUAAUAAUUAUAAUUAUAAUAAUAUAAAAUAUAUAUUUUAAUAAUUUUAUGUCAUCUCUACUAGCACAACUACUUAAACGACAUUAACCUAAUAAAUGCCACACAUUUGAAAUCCUACUGUGUAUAAGCAACUAAACAAGAAGUGUUAUCUUUAAACAAGACCUUUGUUUAACUAAAGAAAAAGGCCUUGAUUUUUUAAAAUCUUUAACGUUUCCUGGUUACAAAACUAAACUUUCAACAAGAAACACACAUACACAAAAGCCAUACUAUAAUUGUGUCUCAAAACCACCGUUGAUUAAAGCCAAUAUUACUCUAUAAUAAAUAAACAGAUUUCAAUAUGCCGGGAGAGGCGGUACAAGUAAUCUCCACAUCGGAGGAACACACAUUCAUACUAAAUGAAGAUAAUUUAAGUGAGGUGCUGAUGCGAGAAGAGGUCAAAGAUCGUUAUGUGUGUGUGGUAUCAGUAGCGGGAGCAUUUCGUAAAGGAAAAAGUUUUCUUUUAGAUUUCUUUCUGCGUUACAUGUAUUCAAAGUAUGUACGCCAUGAUGUUAGCGAUUGGUUGGGAGAUGAAGAGUCACCUCUGAUUGGUUUCUCUUGGCGUGGCGGUUCUGAGCGUGAUACAACUGGUAUACUUAUGUGGUCGGACAUAUUUUUGCACGACUAUCCCAAUGGUGACAAAAUUGCCAUUAUACUGCUGGAUACACAAGGAGCCUUCGAUAGUCAAAGUACCGUACGUGAUUGUGCUACAGUAUUUGCUCUAAGCACCAUGUUGUCAUCUGUUCAAAUCUACAAUUUGUCACAAAACAUCCAAGAGGAUGAUUUACAACAUCUGCAAUUAUUCACAGAAUAUGGCCGUUUGGCUUUAGCCGACUCUGGUAAGAAACCUUUCCAACGUUUACAAUUUCUGGUGCGUGAUUGGAGUUUCCCCUACGAAGCCGAAUACGGCGCCUUGGGCGGUGAUCAAAUUCUGAAAAAGCGCUUAGAAAUAUCGGAUAAACAACAUCCCGAAUUGCAAUCGCUCAGACGUCAUAUUUCCUCGUGUUUCCAAGAAGUCGCCUGUUUUCUUAUGCCCCAUCCGGGUCUGAAUGUUGCUACAAAUCCCAAAUUCGAUGGUCGUCUCAAAGAUAUAACACCCGAAUUUAAACAAAGUUUAAGAACUUUAGUGCCCAUGCUGUUGUCGCCCGAUAAUUUGGUGUACAAGGAAAUCAGUGGUCAGCGCAUUAGGGCCAGAGAUCUUAUACAAUACUUCCAAUCGUAUAUGACAAUUUACAAGGGCGACGAGUUGCCAGAACCUAAAAGUAUGCUGGUGGCUACAGCCGAAGCUAAUCAUUUAACUGCGGUGGCAAAUGCCAAAGAGUUGUACAAUCAACUGAUGGAAGAUGUUUGCGGUGGCACUAGACCGUACUUAAGCACUGGCCAUUUGGAAGCUGAACACUUAAGAGUUAAGGAUAAAGCUGUAUUUCAGUUCCUUGCCAAACGUAAAAUGGGCGGUGAAGAGUUCACCGAAAAGUUCCGUAUACAAUUGGACUCUGAUCUUGAAGAGAUCUUUUCUUCUUAUAAAGCGCACAAUGAAAGUAAAAAUAUAUUUAAAGCCGCACGUACACCAGCUGUUUAUUUUGCCCUCGCUGUUGUCUUUUACAUUCUAAGUGGCAUCUUUGGUCUGUUGGGCAUGUAUACCUUUGCCAAUUUCAGUAAUUUAGUUAUGGGCAUUUCAUUGCUCACAUUAUCAUUAUGGGCGUAUAUAAGGUACAGCGGUGAAUUGAGUGAUUUUGGUAUUAAACUAGAUGAUUUUGCGACGUUACUAUGGGAGAACUUUAUGAAACCGGUUUAUCAGGGCUGCAUGGAAAAAGGCAUACAGCAUGUUGCCACACAUGCUGCUGAAGCGGCAGUUGGUGGUGGUAGUCGCACAUCAUUGAAUGGAAAAUUGAAAAGUUCAUGAGAAUACGCCAAUAUGCAAAAAAAUCAUAAUGAUGCAAGUGGCUAUAAAAAGCCAAAGGCAACAAAUGAUAAAGAGCCGUCAACAUCAUCAUCAGCAUCAUCGGCAACAACACAACAGCAAAACAUGGUAGUUAAUAAUAGUAAGCAACAAAUAGGAAAGCAAACAGCAACAGGAACAUCAACGAAUAACAACUAUUUAGGUCGUAAACUGAAGCCACAACAAACAGAAACCACAUCAUUGAAUGCUGCCAGUGGUACCACAUUAUUUGCCUCCAUAUGGAGUAAAUUCUCUGCCACAUGUAAUGAAGCCAAACAACAAAAGAUCUUACAAAAGCAAGCUUCUACUACAGCAACAUCGUCCGCAGCAACUUCGAAUGGCAAUGCAAAUGGUAACAAUGUUACCAAUCGUAAAAAAAGAAAAUCGAAGAAGAAUUCCAAUUCAACUUCGUAUAUGGCAAAAUAAACAAACAACAACAGCAACAACUUUUUUUCACAAUUGUCCUUAAGUAAAUGUAAAAGCCAGCCUUCCUUUUGUCCUCUCCUAAACCUCCAAGUCCCACAAAACCAAUUUUUUUAUUCCCUAAUAUUUUUUAUGAUUAUAAUUCUUGUAUUCCUGGUAUGUUGUUUUUAAACAAACAGAAAGAUAAAAAUCUUAGCCACGUAAAUUUAUAUUAAAUUAAAUAAUAAAAAAAACAAAAACAAAAAGAAUACAGAAAUUACAACAAAUUUAAAAUAUUUCUAGUUUAAAAACAUUAAUUAUGCUUAAAAUAAUAAUAAUAAUUAAUUUAAAACAAAACUAAAAAUAAAGUCAUAAAUAAAAAAUAAAUAGAAAAAAAAACAGCAAAGCGCAGGCGUUAUUAGGGAUCGUUACAAUUUAAUAAGUCUCACAAAAUUACUUAUACGGGGGUUUUCUAAUCAAAUACUUUAUUAUUUACAUUUUAAAUAAGGCUUUUUUUACAAAAACACCACUAACAAACAUUUCCUACCAUUUUUUGUUUCUUUAAUCAAAAUUUCGUUAAACUAAUAAUAUGUUGUCUUUGUUUUUUGUGGCCACUUUUGCUUUAAAAUUUGUUUUAAUGUGUCAUUAAGUAUAUUAUAUAUUUUAAUUUGUUCUAUUUUUAAUAUGAAUUUUAUUUUGUAUAAUUUUUUUUGUUUAUUUCCUCUGUUAAUUUAAUAAUUACUUUUUUAUAUAUAUAAAUAAUUUUUUUUAUACAUAUCCUCUCAUGGUUAAGGUAUGAUAAAAUUUUCCGUAAGAAAAACAAAAAAAAAAUAAUGAGAUAGCAGUCGAAAAAAGAAGUUAAAGUUAAAUGCAACAGUAACUGAUGCAAUGGAUGAAUUUAAAAUUUGUUUUAAUUGAAUUAUAGUAAUAAAAAGAAAAUAAAAAUUAAUAAAGAUAAAAAAUUAAUUAAAAAAAAGUAUAAA
Messenger RNA from Calliphora vicina (urban bluebottle blowfly), 3531 nucleotides. It is a transcript of the gene atl, whose product is annotated as atlastin GTPase. The coding region runs from base 509 to 2110 and encodes 533 amino acids. Lineage: Eukaryota; Metazoa; Arthropoda; Insecta; Diptera; Calliphoridae. The transcript has 6 exons. Gene Ontology annotation, molecular function: GTP binding; GTPase activity. Gene Ontology annotation, biological process: endoplasmic reticulum organization; protein homooligomerization. The record is from RefSeq and is a predicted model, not a curated record.